AUGUGUUUAGCUGUUUUAUCAGCUGACCAGCUGAACAAUUGCAAAAAAUUCGAAGAGUUCACCGAACUCCUAUGGCAAACUGACUAUAGUAUAAUUCCAGACAUUGUUGAUCUUACGAAAAAACUCAUGGACGAAAAUAUAAUCUGCAACGCGUUGAUUGUGAACAUAAUUGAUAUGAUAUCAUAUAAAAAUAGGAAAAAUCUUAGAUUUUAUCAUUCAUUAUUCAAAGAAUUGGUAGAUAAAUUAAUUGUAACAAUACCAUCGCACUAUUACUUCUCAUGUCAGCCACUACAAGCUGCGUUAAUCAAAACUGAGUGUUACGAUGGCGAUACACCUGAAGAAUACAUCGAUAAAAAUCUAGACGAAAUUUAUCAAAUUUAUCCAAAACAAACAAUUAACUACUGCUUAUUCUGGGAUGAUGCUCAGACAUUGGAAUGCUUGGCAUUAUUACCGAAGUUU
This is a messenger RNA of Trichomonas vaginalis G3, 459 nucleotides long. RefSeq names its product protein ubiquitination. The annotation marks the transcript as partial. NCBI's taxonomy places the organism in Eukaryota, Parabasalia, Trichomonadida, Trichomonadidae. The record is from RefSeq and is a predicted model, not a curated record. The transcript has a single exon.